CCCCUGGUAGUACCCCGAGGAGUGGUAAAAGUAAUUCAUGUCCUCCUGUUGCAGAUCAGGGAAAGCUGUAAAUGAGGCUGCCCCUUUAAGACAGAGACUGAAGUAAUCUGGUAGUUAAGAAGUCACAAUGACAACUUUCUUGGGUAAUUCUCCUUGGAAAUGUAGUUAUUACCCUUCAGGACCGAAGUACAGAGGAGGAGAGCCAGUCUUCUCAGUUUGGGAGGUGAGAUGUAGACAGUUUAUGCUCCCCUGGAUUUACUUUCCAAAAUCUAGAUGUUUCUGCCUUAGAGAACCAGUGAUAUUUUGUUUGGACUGUUUUCUAUCCUGUGAGGGAUGUAGAGUUUAGUGAAAGGGAAGAAUUUUUUUUUGAAAUGUGGCCUAAUUUGUUCAGUCCUAUUUUUAAAAUGUAGGAGGGAAUGUAGGGGAAAAAGGUCCUGGCCCAAGAGCCCCUGUAAAACCUAUUGCUGACAGAUACUAUUCAUCUGCUGGAAAAAGCACCUGCAGCCUGUGUGCAGGAACAUUACUUUGCAUUUCUGUUCAGAUUUUACAGGAACAUGUGGAUCCCAGGCAGUGAGUGAUUAGACAUCCUCUAGGACCCACACUCAUACAGAGAGGAGAUGGUCGCUUGGAAAUGGACAUGCUAAAGGACCUUGAGUCCCUGCAAUUUGAAUAUGGGAUUCCAGAGGAAAAUCGUACCUGGCUAUAUUUGCAGGGCCGUUCUUGGGGACUGAUGAUCGAGGCCUGUGCCCAUGCAACGUUCUUCUGCAAGCUAUUCUACAUUUUGAGGCAAUCAUUAGAUGACAGUCAGAGCUCUGCGGGUCCCUCAUCUAGAUCAUCUGAUCUGGUGAUUUCUGACGAGUCAUUGAAGGUGGGCAUCAUUGGAGGUGGCCACCUUGGGAAGCAGCUGGCCCAGGUGCUGCUUCAGCUUGUUCCCCUCCCUGCUGACAGCCUGCGGAUCUCUACUCGGAGGCCGGAGAUGCUGGGUGAGGAGUGGUCUGUGGUAGAAAGGGGCUUGGGUGUGGAGUUCAGGUCUUGACAGAGCCAUUUUGAAAGGGUCCCUUGAAAGAGGAAUACUUGCGUGCAUCAUGCUCAGUUCUUUUGGGCUUGCUCUCCCUGAGCAAAGCUAGAGAGAUGGCUUCUUAACUUGUUCCUUAAAACAAUUUCCGUCUUCAUUUUGUUUUAUAUUCAUGUUUUAUAUCCAUCUCUCCUCCCUGUGCCCUUGCUCUGGGUUUUCGAUACGGGGAAACUUUCCAAACAGGUCACAUCUUCUAAAGUGACCAGUUAAUAGUCUGUGAGAUGUCAAAUAGUCCCAAAUAUUUGGUCUUGUUUUUAAGAAUAACACUUACUGAAUUUUAAGAAAAUGUUUUGUAAUGAUUCCAUUUGCUGAUCUGUGGUGAUAUAAAUCAGAAUAGUGGUUGCUUCUGGAGAGAUUACUAAGAAGGGGCCCUAGGGAACUUUCCUAUAUCUUGAGAGAGUUACGAGCGUGUAUGUAUCAGUCAAAACUGAUCCAACUUUAUACUUAAGAUUUGUGUGUUUCACUUUAUGUAAAUUAUAUUUAAAUAAAAAAUGUAAAAUAUUAUUAUGCAUAUUGUAGAAAUUUAGAAAAUACAGGGAAAAAACCUAUAAGGAAGAAAAUAAUGACUACCUAUAAUCCCCGCAUUAGGGUUAUAAUUUCCUUCCCAUUUUUUCUAUGAUUAAGUCAGUAAUUGUCACUGUACAUAAUUGUUUGUAUCCUGCUUUUUUCACUUAGUGUAUCAUGAACAUAUCUCCAUACAAUUUAACAUUCUUCAGAAUCAUGAUUUUAAGAUUGUAUAAUAUUCCAAAGUAUGAGGACGUAUCUCCAUACAAUUUAACGUUCUUCAGAAUCAUGGUUUUAAGGUUGUAUAAUAUUCCAAAGUAUGAGGGCACCAUAAUUUAUAUAACUGUGCCUUAUUUAGUUGGAUUUCCUCAUACAUAAUUUUCAAAAUACAAUUACUAGGUUAAAGAAUAGGUACAGCUUUAAGAUAUAAUUUGUAUAUAAUGAACUGCAGCUAUUUAAAAUGUACAAUUUGCCAUUUUGACAUGUGUACAUAUACACCUGUGAAGCCAUCACCACAGUCAAGGUAAUGAACACAUACAUCAUCCCCAAAGGUUUCCUUGUGCCCCUUGGUGAUUCUCUCUCUACCUCCCUUCAUCACCACCCACCAAGGAAAUCACUUAUCUGAUUUCUGUCAUCAUAGGUUAGUUUGCAUUUUCUAGAAUUUUAUAUAAAUGGAAUCAUACAGUAUACACUUUUCUUUUUGUCUGACUUCUUAUAUUUAGCAGGAAUUAUUUUGAGAUUUAUCCAUGUUUCAUAUAUCAAUAUCCUUUUUAUUUCUGAGUAGUAUUCUUUUGCAGGACUGUUCUACAGUUUGUUUAUCCAUUCAUCUGUUGAUGGACAUUUGAGUUGAUUCCAGUUUGGGGCUAUUAUAAAUAAAGUUGCUAUGUACUUUUGUGUACAAGUGUUUGUGUGGACAUGUGCUUUCACUUCUUUUGUGUAAAUACCUAGAAGUAGAAUGGGUAGGUCAUAUAGUAGGUGUAUGCUUAAUUUUUAAACAAACUUCCAGUAUGUUUUUUCAAAUUGACCUUCAAAAAAGGUUGAUCAAGUGUGAAUUUUCACCAGCAUUAUAUAAGAAUAACCAUUUCUUACAUACACCCUUGUCAAUUCUAGGUAUCAUUUCUAAAUUUUUUUAAAAUCACCAUUUUACUAUGCCUUUUAGAAUUUUCUUGUUUUAAUAUAUCUUUCAUUGAUCACUGGAAGACUUUAAUUUUUCAUGUGUUUAUUGCUAUUUCAUCUUUUCUGAGUUGCUUUGCCCAAUUUUUCUGUUGGAGUACCUUUAUUUUUGUUAUUGAUUUUGUAAGUGUUCUUUCUAUAUUAGGAACCUUAAAAAAAUUUCACCACCCAAUGCAGAUUUCACCACCCAUUGCAUUAAUAAUGCAGAUUUGUUAAUCUCAUCAAUAAGACCAGUAUAUGUGAUAUUGCAAUGGAAUGCAUAAAUUCUUUGGGAAGCAGUUUGUUUAUCCAUAGUAAAAAUUACAGUGUUAGAAUAUUAAUACUUGUGUAAGGAGAAAUUAAAAAUGCUCAGUAUCAGCUUCUGUUCACUUUUGAUAACAACACAUUAAUGAAUGAUGGAUGUGCAUGUUUUCUAAACUUCCUCUUUGUCCUACCCAUCUUCCAGGUUUAUGAGUAUCCAGAUAACCUCAGCAUCAAAUUUAUCAUGUACUCUUGGUGGUUAAGAUAAGAAUUCACCUCUCCAAUGUCUGUAAUAUUCUCUGUUUUCCAAUAACACUUAAAACAUACUACCAGAUGUGAGUUUACAUUUUAAAUAUUUACUUUCGAAAAUCCAUAUUGCAAUAAGUACAAGCAAAUGAUUACCUACCGGUGAGUGUUUUUAUGCAAUUGUAUGAGUUAUCCCAUUUCUCUCUACAUUUAUAGAAAUCCAGUUAACAUUAAAUUGGGUAAGUAAAUCUUUCCAAAUUCCUCCUAGCCUCUCUGCCCUAUAUUCUUCCACUCUCCUAAGCUUUCCCACCAACUCAUGCCAGUUAGCCAUGUAACUUUGGGCAAGUCACAUAACUUCUCAGUCUCAGCUUCCUUAUCUGUAAUAUGGGAAUAACACUAGUCUCUACCUCAUAAGGUUCUUGUAAGGAUUACCUUAGGUAAUGUAGAUAAAGUUCUUUGUACAUUAUCUGACUCAUGUUAGACAUUCAGUAAAUUGGAGAAGACUUCUUUGAAAUUUUUUUUUCCUAAAGAAAAAAAUCUGAAAAAGUCCAGUGUUUGUUCUAAAAGUAGGAUAAGGAUGAAUUAUUUUCUGAUCUCGAGCACUGCUGCUUUAAUAAUGGGGUUAGGGUGCUGCUGCAUGACUUUUAGAAGGCUUGUGGCAAUGUCUUAUGAUUUAUGUGGGGACAAGAUAUCAUCUCCUUGUAACUGAUGUU
Molecule: messenger RNA, 3951 nt
Organism: Choloepus didactylus (southern two-toed sloth)
Lineage: Eukaryota; Metazoa; Chordata; Mammalia; Pilosa; Megalonychidae
Product: NADP-dependent oxidoreductase domain-containing protein 1-like
Exons: 3
Coding region: 632-1036 (134 amino acids)
Source: RefSeq, a predicted model, not a curated record